AUGCUGCCAUGUGAGUCUGCAGAGGGAGCCCCACUCAUCUUACUGGGACUGGUGACAAGUCCUGGUCAGUGGUUGCCUUUCUUUGUGCUAAUCUUGGUCCUGUAUGUGGCAGGCAUCCUGAGUAAUGGACUCACUGUGGCCACCAUGGCCAGUCCAGCCCUUCAUGCACAUUACUUCCUCCUGGCCCAUCUGUCCUUUGCUGGCCUCUGCUUUACCUCUAUCACUGUUCCAAUAUUGACCAAUUCGUUGGGUCACGCCUGCUCUACCUCCCUGGCUGGCUGCCUCACCCAGAUGUACUUCUUUUUUGCCCUGGGUGUAACUGAUGGCUGUCUUCUGGCUGCCAUCACCAAUGACCACUACGUGGCCAUCCAGCACCCCCUCACUAUGUGCACAGCCCUGGUGGGGACUGCAUGGCUGGUGUCCCACGUUCACUCCCUUAUGCAUGUCCUACAUGUGGCCCACCUAUCCUUCUGUGCCUUCCAUCAAAUGCUCCGCUUCUUCUGUGACCACCAGCCUCUCUUAAGGCUCUCACACUCUGACACCUGCCACAUCCAGCUGCUCAUCUUCACCGAGGGCGCUGCAGUGGUAGUCCCACCCUUCCUGCCCAUUCUGGCCUCCUAUGGGGCCAUCGCAGCUGUGCUGCUCCGGCUGCCCUCAGCCUCUGGGAGGCUCCGGGCUAUCUCCACUUGUGGCUCCCACCUGACCUUGGUGGGCCUCUUCUAUGGGGCAGUCAUUAUAGUAUACUUACAACCCACAUCCUGGUAUGAAGCAGAGCAGGGUCAUGUGGCCACUGUCAUGGACGCUGUCGUCACGCUCAUGCUAAACCCUGUCAUCUACAGCCUCCUGAAUUAUGAUGUUCAGGGAGCACUCCGAGCCCUUUCUACUGGGCGAAGCAUUUUGGCUGGUGACUCCUGA
Pteropus alecto (black flying fox) is the source of this 915-nucleotide messenger RNA. RefSeq names its product olfactory receptor 1K1. The record is from RefSeq and is a predicted model, not a curated record. Gene Ontology annotation, molecular function: olfactory receptor activity; G protein-coupled receptor activity. NCBI's taxonomy places the organism in Eukaryota, Metazoa, Chordata, Mammalia, Chiroptera, Pteropodidae. Gene Ontology annotation, cellular component: membrane. Gene Ontology annotation, biological process: G protein-coupled receptor signaling pathway.